CGCUAUUCUCUUUCUUUCUUCUAAGCAGAAGAAGCCGGCAGUGUUGUGAUACGUCAUGCCUCUCACUCUGUCCUGAGGCUGAAUCACUAAAAUGGUUCUCACAGAAAACAGCACCCUUAUCUUUCGGCUGAGGGGCGUGUUGGAGUUCUCCUGCCAACUUGACUCUAAUGAAACCCAAGGACAGAGCGCCAUCUGUAAAUCCUUCCAGGCCCUCCGUUCCAGAGUGUCGUCCGAAAGCCUCGUUUUCACCGUCUGUAACAGCUCUGUACUGCUGUGGCCCAACAAGGGCUUACAGUCCACGGCAGAGCAUCUGACUGAAGGAACGCCGUGUAGAGACAUCCAGCAGUACAUAGAAGCGGAAGAUGGAGGGAGCAAGAAGUCCAAAAGGAAGGAUAAAAGAGAUGCUGGUCCUAGUGUGGUGAACCUGAAGCUGCUGUUGGAGGUCACAGAGUCGGGGGACAGUAGAGCUCUCAGCCUCUGUAGAGUGACCAAGCAGCAGCACAGUGCGAGGAUGCCUCUGUGUGUGGACUGUGUGUUCUCUGCAUCAGGGCAGGACUCGCUCGGCUCUGUGUGUUCAGGCCUGGUGGGGGCGCUGUGCGGCCAGUUAUCAGACAUGCAGGAAGUGGUGCUGAGGUACAGGAAAGGCUCGUCUCUGUUGGUGCCUCAGCCUUUCCACUUUCAGCUACCAGAGUCUAGUGGACUGGUCACUGUUAUUUACCCUGCAGGAGUGCCGGACAGUCAGCUGCUGACCGUGAGAGAGGAGCUCCACAGGAAGUAUGGGUUGCCUAGCGACAGGCCGUAUUUCCGGAGGGCCAAUGCGUUUCACUUCCCAGAUGAGGCGUAUAAGGAUGGCUACCUGCGCAAUCCACACACUCAUCUGACUGCACCCAACAUGGAAGAUGCCAAGGUGUCCGUGGUGAGGGGUGUGUACAGUUAUCAUCACUACAUGCAGGAUCGUGUGGAUGAUAACGGCUGGGGCUGUGCGUAUCGCUCACUUCAGACCAUCUGCUCCUGGUUUCAGCAGCAGGGCUACACGGACAGAGCGGUGCCCACUCACACGGAGAUACAGCAGGCUCUGCUGGAUGUGGGGGAUAAAGAGCCCCCCUUUGUGGGCUCUCGCCAGUGGAUCGGCUCUAUAGAGGUGCAGGCCGUCCUCAACCAGCUGCUGGGGGUCACCUCGAAGAUCCUGUUUGUCAGUCGGGGGUCUGAGCUGGCUUCCAAAGGCAGAGAGCUGGCCAAUCACUUUGAGACUGUGGGAACGCCCAUUAUGAUUGGAGGGGGCGUGUUGGCGCACACCAUCCUGGGCGUGGCCUGGAGUGAGUCCAGUGGGGACAUCCGGUUUCUCAUCCUGGACCCACAUUACACGGGCGGAGAGGACCUACAGAUCAUCACUGACAAGGGCUGGUGUGGAUGGAAAGGACCUGAAUUCUGGGACCAGAACGCCUAUUAUAACCUCUGCCUUCCCCAAACACCAAAGACCAUCUGAGCUUUUCCACCUCUCAGCAUCUAAUUUGUCGGAAAAAAAACACACCGUCCACCAUCAAACAUUAAAGACAACUUUAUUCCACGACAACAUAA
Molecule: messenger RNA, 1578 nt
Organism: Colossoma macropomum (tambaqui)
Lineage: Eukaryota; Metazoa; Chordata; Actinopteri; Characiformes; Serrasalmidae
Gene: ufsp2
Product: ufm1-specific peptidase 2
Exons: 12
Coding region: 92-1486 (464 amino acids)
Source: RefSeq, a predicted model, not a curated record